AUGGGCUGUUGUUGUUCAAAGCAUUGCGCGACAUUCGAUGAAAGCGCGAAAGAAGGUGUUGUGCCGGUCGAAAGCAUCAAGAACAAGAACAAAUUCCCCGAGGAUGUAAGUUGUUUUGAGAUUUUUGAGUGUCUUUGGGUUUAGAUGAACUUCUCAUGGUGAAUAUCCGAAAAUCACGAAUUUUUUUCUUUUUGGAUGUGGCAUUGAUGAUUAUCGCUUGUGAUGUUUAUGGCCUCUAAUGACCUUUGAAUUUUGCGUUUUUACGGUUAUUUUCACCAAGCUUCUCUUGUUUUACGACUUGUAGUAUCAAAGAUACCAAAAAUUUACAAAAUUUUCAGACCGAACCGACUCAAAGAUCCGAAAAUGGCUCGAAGUUUUCUCUUGAGGGUCGCUCAUCCGAACUCGUUAUUGAUCCCCCGCCUAUAAAACCAAAAGCGGACAUCAAACAUUCGAAGGAUGCCAAGUCUGCGGAGGUGGCCAAGAAGGUGCCAAGCAAGGAGAAGCACGGUCCUAUCGUUGACAAGAAGUCAGAACGGCGUUCGGCAUCCAAGAAGGAAGUUGUGAAACCGAAGGUACUCUCGAAACAGGCCAGUUCUGUGAACAAUACCGAUCGAGAAUAUCAGACGUGGUAUCAUGUAUGUUUUUUAUAGUUUUAUGGGCGGAUUUAAGGGUUUUUUCGAAGUUUUAAUUGCGUAAAGUUAUGAGUGGGUAUUUUUUAGCACAUGCGAAAGAGAUUUACCGAAAAUACCGAGCCGACGCAACCGGAGGACUCCGAGAAGGACAGAAGAGGUAAGCCUAAUUUGUUUUGUUGAUUUGCUUUUAGGUAAGACCGACCAUACUCGGUGGAUCUUAUAUCCAGGGGUGGUCAGCGGACCCUAUUUUUCCGAUUUUCGGCCCGCGGCCCGGCCCGUCUAAUCACCGGCCCGGCCCGGCCCGUCUAGUCUUUUUCCAGGCCCGGCCCGGCCCGUGACGGGCCUGGCCCGGCCCGGCCCGGCCCGUGCAGGCCCGUUUAUAGAGGGUUCUGCGAACUGCGCCCAAGCUUGGGAUCUAAACAUAGGCAAAAAAGGCGUUGAUCUAGCUAGUAAAGGAUCAAUGUGAUAGUUUUGUGGUUUUAUAAUGGAACUAUAGACUUGUAAACGUUUUAGAACUUGAGAAACAGCAACUAUAACAACAUCAAUUAAUUUUCCCGGCGCGAAAACAAUGAAUGCCAACGGUUUGGCAUUGUAAUUUAGACGGGCCGGGCCGGGCCGGAAAAACCCCAGGCCCGCGGCCCGGCCCGGCCCGUGACGGGCCCGGCCCGUUUGUAAUUUUCCAUUUUUGAGCCCGGCCGGCCCGUUUGGGCCGGGCCGGCCCACUGACCACCCCUGCUUAUAUCGUCUGUUAGGGCCAGUAAAAACUAAUUUUUUUCCAAAUCUGGCGAAAAUUUUAAGCAUUUUGUUUUGAACUCCAGAUAGGUCAAGUGUAAGGUUAAUCUUGAAUUAUUCGGCCAUUUUUUCGAGGAUUUUAUGUUUUGGUCGACAAGUCUAGACUAUUUUACUAACUGCUAGCCCUUUUGAUUAUGUUCUACGAGUGAUUUGAUUUUAGAGAGUGAAGAGAUCAGCUGCAACAAGGAAGAAGACCUCUCAGGCCACUGA
Messenger RNA from Bursaphelenchus xylophilus (pine wood nematode), 1634 nucleotides. NCBI's taxonomy places the organism in Eukaryota, Metazoa, Nematoda, Chromadorea, Rhabditida, Aphelenchoididae. The record is from the annotation of a GenBank genome assembly.